Messenger RNA from Bombina bombina (fire-bellied toad), 1844 nucleotides. RefSeq names its product cytochrome P450 2D15. The transcript has 9 exons. Gene Ontology annotation, cellular component: intracellular membrane-bounded organelle; cytoplasm. Gene Ontology annotation, biological process: xenobiotic metabolic process; arachidonate metabolic process. Gene Ontology annotation, molecular function: heme binding; oxidoreductase activity, acting on paired donors, with incorporation or reduction of molecular oxygen, reduced flavin or flavoprotein as one donor, and incorporation of one atom of oxygen; iron ion binding. The record is from RefSeq and is a predicted model, not a curated record. The coding region runs from base 1 to 1527 and encodes 508 amino acids. Lineage: Eukaryota; Metazoa; Chordata; Amphibia; Anura; Bombinatoridae.
AUGAAGCUGCUCUCAGAGGCCUGGUUGGGUUUAUCAGGGAGCCUAUCUAAUGUCCUCCUUCUGUGCAUCAUUGUCACAGGGUCUCUUCUACUUCUGGACUUCACAAAGCGCAGGAAGCCCUGGCCUCGCUACCCCCCAGGCCCCCCUUCUAGACCCUUUCUGGGGAAUUUGGCCCAGAUUAGCUCUAACGGGCCCCAUGUGUCCUUCAGCCAGUUUCAGGAGACAUAUGGGGAUGUAUUCAGUCUGCAGAUUUUCUGGAAUAACAUGGUGGUUAUUAAUGGCUACAAGGCUAUAGAGGAAGCUCUUCUGCACAAACCAGAGGACAUUGCUGACCGGCCCAGAUAUCCCCUCUGUGAAUAUUUUGGAUAUGCUGGGAAGUCUAAAGGGCUGUUGUUAGCAGAAUAUGGCAGACUAUGGAAGGAGCAGAGAAGAUUUGCACUAUCUACCUUAAGGAACUUUGGGAUGGGCAAGAAGUCACUGGAGGAGAAAGUUGUAGAGGAAGCCGGUCACCUGUGCUCUGCAUUUGAGUCUGAGCAAGGUGGUCCGUUUAACCCGCACUUCCUGGUAUAUAACGCUGUCAGCAACGUCAUCUGCUCGAUCACAUUUGGGGAGAGGUUUGAAUAUGAUGACGACAAGUUCCAGAGGCUGCUGAAGCUUUUUGUGCAGACCCUAAAGAAUGAAUCUGGACCCCUCGCUAUGUUGCUGAACGAGGUCCCCUUCUUGCUGAGGGUCCCAGGACUCGCUAACAAGGUUCUGUUGCCUGAGAUACAGACACUUCAUAUUCUCCAGGAGAUCGUGACUGAGCACAAGAGAACACGGGACCCAGAGCACUGCCGAGACUUUAUUGAUGCCUAUUUGCAGGAGAUGGAGAAAGUAAAGGGAGAUGAGGAGAGCAGCUUCAAUGAGAAGAAUCUGCUGUUGACCACAUUGGACUUAUUUAGUGCGGGCACAGAGACCACCUCUGCCACCCUCAGAUGGUCCCUACUCUUCAUGCUCCUUUACCCUGAGGUGCAGGAAAAAGUCCACAAGGAAAUUGACCAAGUUAUUGGAAGGAACAUGAGACCCACAAUGGGUGAUCAGUUAAAAAUGCCGUACACCAAUGCCGUGAUCCAUGAAGUCCAACGUUAUGGUGAUAUUUCUCCUUUAGCCGUGCCACACAGGACCUACAGAGACACAGAGAUCCAAGGGUUUUACAUUCCAAAGGGGAUGACGGUCACUGUUAAUCUGUCCUCAGUGCUUAAGGACAAAAAGCUCUGGGAGCGGCCGCUGCAGUUUUACCCGGAGCACUUUCUGAAUGCGGAAGGGAAGUUUGUGAAGCCAGAGGCGUUUGUACCGUUCUCUGCAGGGCGCCGGGCUUGCCCAGGAGAGCAGCUGGCACGUAUGGAGCUUUUCCUCUUCUUCACGACUCUCCUGCAACAAUUUACUUUUGAGAUCCCAGAGGACCAGCCCCGUCCUUGGGAGGAACCUGUUUUUGAAGUAUCCUUGAGUCCUCACCCCUUUAAGAUGUGUGCGAAACUAAGACCAUAACUGAGUCUUGUGCCUCACUGGUCACGUUAUAGCAGCUGCCAGCGCUGAGGAGUACAGAUCAUAUGGUAGAUACAGAAAGCUGUCAGAAGAUGGGCUAAAGUAUAAUAGCAAUAGUAAUAGUAAUAGUAAUAAUAAUAGUAAUAGUAAUAAUAAUAGCAAUAAUAAUAGCAAUAGUAAUAAUAAUAAUAGUAAUAGUAAUAGUAAUAAUAAUAGUAAUAGUAAUAGUAAUAAUAGUAAUAAUAAUAGCAAUAGUAAUAGUAAUAAUAAUAGUAAUAAUAAUAAUAGUAAUAAUAAUAGUAAUAAUAAUAGCAAUAAUA